AAUAUUAUUUACUCUGGUCCUCCAAACUUGUAAAACUAGCUAGAUAAUCUGUGUCUGCAGGAUUAUUGAGUGACCGUGAUGCAAAAAACCAUGUUCUUCAUCGGCUUUGCUAUCCUCUCCAUCCUUCCAACAGUUGCCACGAGCCUCCGCGACAUGCUGACCACUUCAAGCCCCCUGAACGACGGUGAGACCCUCAUCUCCGCCGGCGGUACCUUUGCCCUCGGCUUCUUCAGUCCCAACAGCAGCUCCGGCAAGCGCUACGUAGCGAUUUGGUACCAUAACAUAUCUUCCCACGACGUCGUCUGGGUGGCCAACACUCGAAGUCCGGUUGCAGGCUCCGGCGGCUCACUCGCCCUGACCUCAAACGGUACCCUUCUGGUCUUUGACCACAAAAACACCGCCAUUUGGUCCUCUCCGUCCACCGGAAAAACCACCACUGGUACCGCAAUCAACCCAACCGCUCAACUCCUCGACUCCGGAAACCUGAUCGUGAGAGAUGAUGUCUUCGGUAACAACUACAUAUGGCAGAGCUUCGACCACCCUUCGAACACUAUGAUUGCAGGGAUGUUUAUAGGCUGGGACCUUCGCACACAUCUCAACCGCAACCUAACUUCCUGGGCGAGUCCCACCGAUCCAUCGCCAGGGGAAUAUACAACCGCAAUCAACCUCAGCGGAGUUCCGCAAGUCAUCGUUACCCAAGGCCACAGCGUGUUCUUUCGCGGUGGCCCGAUGAUCGGAAAUAGAUUAGUCGGCAUGCCGGAAACACCAAAUUAUGCAGUCAUUACCGUCACCUUCGUGACAACAACCGAGGAGGUGGGAUACUACUUCGAGCCGGCCGUCAACAACGUCAUGUCGAUGCUGAGGUUAAAUUCAAACGGGACCGGGCAGCGAUUCGUUUGGAUUGACCCGCCGGGGCAGUGGAGCCUGUUCUCCGAGUCACCGCAGGACCGAUGCGACGAGUUCUCGCUUUGCGGGCCAUUCGGGACUUGCAACGCUUACGAGUCGCCGUCUUGCCGCUGUCUGUAUGGGUUUCGGCCCAAGAACCCGCCCCGAUGGGUGCUAAGAGAUGCUAGAGAUGGGUGCAUGAGGAACAAAACCCUCGACUGUCGGAACGGAACAGGUACUGAUGGAUUCGUUACGGUGAGUGGGGUGAAACUUCCAGACACCUCGGCGGCGGUGGCAGACAGCAGCCUGGGAUCAGAAGAGUGCAAAGCGAGGUGUUUGAAGAAUUGUUCUUGCACAGCGUACUCGCUGGCUGGCGCCGCCGGUGGCGGGAGUGGCUGCAUAAUAUGGGCUGGCGAGCUUAAUGACAUGCGCUUUUUCCCCACCGGUGGCUCUGAGCUCUUUGUGCGCGUCGCCGCGAGCGACGCUUCAGGCACAGUAUCAAGCCAAUAUAAUCACAAGGGCAAAAGGAUAAUUGCAAUUGUUGUGCCACUUAUCGGAAGUUUGCUCAUUGGAUGUAUAUUAAUCAGUUGUUUGAUAGCUUAUCACAACAAGAAAAAGGAAAGAACUCGAAGAUAUCAUAAAGAAAAUGAUGAAAUGGCAAGUGAUAAUGACAUUGAUCUACCUUUCUAUGAUUUUGAAACCAUUGUUGAAGCAACAAAUAACUUCUCAGAAGAGAACAAGCUUGGAGAGGGUGGUUUUGGCCCUGUUUAUAAGGGAAAGAAAAGGGAUGGAAAAGAGAUAGCUGUGAAAAGGCUCUCCAAAAGCUCGAAGCAAGGGGCAAAUGAGUUCAAAAAUGAGGUGAUGUCAAUAGCUAAGCUUCAACAUAGAAAUCUAGUUCUACUUUUAGGUUGUUGCAUACAGAGACAUGAAAGGAUGCUAAUAUAUGAAUAUAUGCCUAACAAAAGCUUGGAUACUUUUCUAUUUGAUAAGGAAAAAAAAGUAUUGUUAAAUUGGAAAAUGCGUUAUAAAAUAAUCAUCGGAAUAGCUCGAGGACUUCUAUAUCUUCAUCAAGAUUCGGCGGUUAGAAUUAUUCAUAGAGAUUUGAAAGCUAGUAACAUUCUUCUCAACCAAGAGAUGGAGCCGAAAAUUUCAGACUUUGGCUUGGCAAGAAUAUUUAGAGGAGAUGAUACAAAAUCUGAGACCAAAAGAGUAGUAGGAACAUAUGGCUAUAUGUCUCCCGAAUAUGUGAUGGAAGGCAUUUUUUCAAUAAAAUCUGAUGUAUUUAGUUAUGGAGUUAUAAUUCUUGAGAUUAUAAGCAAUCGAAGGAAUACAGGUUCUCCUUCUCAAUCCAACAAUCAUCUUAUAGACCGAGCAUGGAUCUUAUGGAAUGAAGGAAAAGCCAUAGAAUUAGUUGAUGAAUCAAUAAGCAAUUCAUUUCCUAUUAUUGAAGUGCUAAGAUGCAUCAAAGUAGGACUUUUAUGUGUUCAAGAAUACACUAAUGAUAGACCAUUGAUGUCUUCAGUGAUAUUGAUGUUAACCAGUGGGACGGAGGUGUUACCAGAGCCUAAGCGUCCUGGAUUUGUUUCGAGGAGGUAUUCUUUUGAAGAGGACCAUUCAAGUUCAAUCAAGCAAGGAGUUGAGUCUAUAAAUGAUGUAUCGUUGACAGUACUAGAUGGGAGAUGAUGAAGAGUUCAUCAAUAAUUUUAGUAACAUUUUAGCAAUAUAAACUCAAAAUUAAAUUUA
Molecule: messenger RNA, 2628 nt
Organism: Dendrobium catenatum
Lineage: Eukaryota; Viridiplantae; Streptophyta; Magnoliopsida; Asparagales; Orchidaceae
Product: receptor-like serine/threonine-protein kinase SD1-6
Exons: 7
Coding region: 79-2568 (829 amino acids)
Biological process (GO): protein phosphorylation; recognition of pollen
Molecular function (GO): protein serine/threonine kinase activity; ATP binding
Source: RefSeq, a predicted model, not a curated record